AUGGGCCCCUGUACCGCCUCCUCAUGCUGCUGCCAGGCCCGUAAUCUGCCAUGGGCCCCCGUACCCCCUCCUCAUGCUGCUGCCAGGCCCGUAAUCUGCCAUGGGCCCCUGUACCGCCUCCUCAUGCUGCUGCCAGGUCCAGAGUGUGUCAUGGGUCCCUGUACGGCCUCCCAUUGCUGCUGUCUCCAUCGCCACACUCUGCCAUGUGCCACUUUCAGGUCUCCUCACACUGCUGGUGGGUUCCAUUUUUGUCAUAGGGUGCUGUAUGGCCUCCCAUUGCUGCUGCCUCCACCGCCACACUGUGGCUCCACACUCUGGUUUUGGCCCCGUGACUGCCCAAAUGAGUGAAGUGUGCGGUGAUUCUAAGAUCGACGGCACUCAUCUGCAUGUCAUACUGACUGACAGUAUUAUUUCUCUUCCCCAGCAGACUCCAAGGGCAUUUAAAUUAAAGGUACAGUGUUCUGCACUAAUAUGA
Molecule: messenger RNA, 475 nt
Organism: Staurois parvus
Lineage: Eukaryota; Metazoa; Chordata; Amphibia; Anura; Ranidae
Source: the annotation of a GenBank genome assembly